This is a messenger RNA of Cavenderia fasciculata, 1539 nucleotides long. It is a transcript of the gene asnS2, whose product is annotated as asparagine-tRNA ligase. The record is from RefSeq and is a predicted model, not a curated record. The transcript is spliced from 2 exons. The coding region runs from base 1 to 1539 and encodes 512 amino acids. Gene Ontology annotation, cellular component: mitochondrion. Gene Ontology annotation, molecular function: nucleic acid binding; asparagine-tRNA ligase activity; ATP binding. Gene Ontology annotation, biological process: asparaginyl-tRNA aminoacylation. NCBI's taxonomy places the organism in Eukaryota, Evosea, Eumycetozoa, Acytosteliales, Cavenderiaceae.
AUGAUAAACUUUGCUGCAAGAAGAUUGUAUAGUACUACUGCUACAGUAAGUGCUUCGGUUGUUGGAUUCAAAUGGCCAUUGACAGUCAAACAAAUCAAAAAUAUUGGAAGCAAUAAUACUGCUUCUGCUGAACAGUUGACGACCAAUGAUGCAUCAUCAUCAUCGUCAUCAUCUGCUGGAUCAAAAGUAGGUGAUAUUGUGACUGUCAAGGGAUGGAUCAAGAACAUGCGUCAUCAAAAGCAAUUCAGCUUUGCAGAGUUGACCGACGGGUCGUGUGUACAAGGUCUUCAAGUCAUUGGAACACCACAGCACUUUGCAGAGACCACCAAUGGAUGUUGUGUCAGUGUCACUGGUAAACUGACCCAAAGUCCUGGAAAGAAUCAAUCACUUGAAAUACAAUUGUUUGAUGAACAACAAAGUAGUGGUGAUAAUACUACUAGUGGCGUAAAGGUACUUGGAAAAUGUGAUGACUCUGAAUACCCACUUCAACCCAAACAACAUUCAUUUGAAUUUCUCAGAGAUAUUGCACAUCUUAGAUCACGAUCAAAUACCAUUGGUGCGAUGAUUCGUGUGCGUAAUGAAUCCACCUCACUCAUUCACACGUAUUUCCAAGACCGACAAUUCCAACAUGUUCACACUCCCCUCAUCACCGCCAGCGAUUGUGAAGGUGGUGGAGAACAAUUCGCAAUCUCUACUCCUGUCAAUCAUCCAAACAAUAACAAAGAAAACAACAAAGCAACAACAACACCUGCAGUCAAUCACUUCUUUGGUGAACCCGCCUACUUGACAGUAUCGGGACAACUUGAAGCAGAGAUAUUUGCAUCUUCACACUCUCGGGUCUACACAUUUGGCCCAUCAUUUAGAGCCGAAAAGUCAAACACCACAAGACACUUGUCAGAGUUUUGGAUGGUCGAGCCUGAAAUGUCAUUCAUCAACAUGCAAGACAACUUGGACAUUGCCGAAGACUUCCUUAAAUAUACAAUCCAACAUUUAAUGACAAAUUGUAAAGAUGAUAUGGAGUUCUUUAACAAAUUAGAGAAAACAUUGACGAACCGAUUUGUCAGACUACCAUAUACAGAAGCUAUUGAUAUAUUGACAAAGCAAACAUCGACCAAGUUUGCAAACCCAAUCAAGUGGGGAGAGGAUUUAUCAAGAGAACACGAAAAAUAUUUGACUUCACAUUUUGGUGACAUACCAGUAUUUGUCAUUAACUGGCCCAAAGAUAUCAAACCAUUUUAUAUGCGCGAAAAUGAUGAUGGACAGACUGUUGCCAAUAUGGAUCUCCUCGUACCAGAGGUUGGUGAAUUGAUUGGUGGGUCAAUCAGAGAAGAGAGAUACGAUCAUCUAGUCAAACGACUCAAUAAGCUUGAUAUGGACCAAGAUGUCUAUGGUUGGUACAUGGAUCUACGUAAAUACGGGUCCGCACCACACGGUGGUUUUGGUUUAGGCUUUGAACGUUUCCUUCAAUACGUUACAGGUCUUCAAAAUAUUCGUGAUGUUAUCCCAAUUCCAAGACAUCAAAACUAUUGUAAAUUCUAA